AUGGAUGGACCAGCAACUCCAGCAACAACUGUUGGCGGUACACAAGCCAAAAUUGGUGGAAAUCCUGGCACAAUUUCAGCUGUUAUUUACAUUUGUGGAGAUUGUCACAAGGAGAAUGAAAUACGUCCAAAAGAUCCAAUUAGAUGUCGAGAAUGUGGCUAUAGAAUUCUUUACAAGAAAAGGACUCGAAAAAUGAUGGUUUACGAUGCUCGAUAA
Molecule: messenger RNA, 216 nt
Organism: Meloidogyne enterolobii
Lineage: Eukaryota; Metazoa; Nematoda; Chromadorea; Rhabditida; Meloidogynidae
Source: the annotation of a GenBank genome assembly